AUGGCCCCCAAGGUCGGCGAGAAGGGUCCGGCGAAGAAGGGCCCGGCCAAGAAGGCCGCGGACGGCAAGGCCAAGAAGAAGAAGGUCUCCAAGGCGGAGACCUACAAGAUCUACAUCUACAACGUGCCUGCCACUCAUACGUGCCCUCUCUGA
Molecule: messenger RNA, 153 nt
Organism: Monoraphidium neglectum
Lineage: Eukaryota; Viridiplantae; Chlorophyta; Chlorophyceae; Sphaeropleales; Selenastraceae
Exons: 2
Coding region: 1-153 (50 amino acids)
Source: RefSeq, a predicted model, not a curated record